This is a messenger RNA of Cetraspora pellucida, 271 nucleotides long. NCBI's taxonomy places the organism in Eukaryota, Fungi, Glomeromycota, Glomeromycetes, Diversisporales, Gigasporaceae. The record is from the annotation of a GenBank genome assembly.
AUGUCUACUUCUACCGGAAAAACAAUUUCACUUCCUACAAUCAAAGAAGUUGAAGGAUAUAAGACAACGGAGGAUUUUCUAGAAUUUUUACGCAAGCAAGACUUAGGACUGGAUGAUGAUGAUUUCAAUAUUCUUCGAAAACAAAAAGUUAAUGGUCGGAAUUUCCUUAGGUUGAAUGUGGAUAAGCUUAUAGCUAACCCUUACAAUCUUCCUGGUGGACCAGCCGAAACCAUUGCUGAACUUAUUGAGAAAAUCAAGGGCGAAGGACAGG